UCCUUCCCAACUUUGAACUUCCCCAGUUCCUAUACCAAAAAGGGCCCACGGUCCAUCCUUCACACAAAAACAUUUCCUCCCCCCAAAAAACUUCUACUCUUUGCUACAAUGCGCCGGUGACUCCGCCACUACCAUUUCCUCCUCCGACCGCUCUCCGCCACCUUCGGAUGUCUGCUAAAGUGCGCCGAGUGCGCAACACUCUCCAGGUACAUUUCCACUCUCAAACCCUAAACCCUCUCAAUCUAACUCAUUCCCCUAAAACCCUAAACCCUAAACCCUCACAUUUCACUUCUUCUUCUUCUUCUUCUUCCAAUUCUCAAAAUUUCGAUUUCCUCGAGCAAUUUUUGCCUCACAGUAACGCUUCAAAUCAUUCAUGUAGCUCUAGCUAUAGCUUUAGCUUUAGCCCCAUUGUUGUUAAUUCAAACGAGCGGCGAAGAAUCGCAGUUGGGUUAUCGAAAGCGAUCAAAUCCCAAAUGGGAUUUCUAUUGAAAGUGUUUUCGAAGCGAUUUUGCCCAGUUUCCUUAGUCAAGGUGAUGAAGCUGUUUGGGACCCGAGAAACCGGUUUCGCGUUCUUCAAGCUCGCGUUUCGGGACGGUUCCGACGAGGCCGUCCGGAAGUGUUGCGUUGCCGCGCAUAUUUUAGCGGCGGAGAAUCUCCGGUUCCUCGCGCAGGACGUGGUUUCGUGCGUCAUUGCGAGGAUUGGGUCGGGUAGGAGUGAAGGGGUUGUGGAGUUUAUGUGGAGGAAUCACCGUGAGUACGAGUCGGGUUUCUCGGUGCUCGAUACGCUAAUGCGGGGUUUUGUGAAUGUGGAGAUGAGUAAUGAGGCGAUUGGGGUUGUUGGUAGGAUGAGGGAGGUGGGUUUGAGGCCGAGUUUGUCGGCCAUUACAGUGCUUUUCAAGUUGUUGCUUAGAGUUGGUGAUUAUGGUAGUGUGUGGAAGUUGUUUAGGGAUAUGGUUCGGAGAGGGCCUUGUCCUUGUAGUUAUACAUUCAAUGUUAUGGUUCUCGGGUUUUGUAGAAAAGGGUUGGUUAGAAUUGGAGAGAGUUUGUUACAUGUGAUGUGGAAAUUUCAUUGCGAGCCGGAUGUUUUUACGUUUAACAUUGUGAUCAAUGCGUAUUGUAUGAGGGGACAGACGUCUAAUGCACUUAAUUGGGUGCAUUUGAUGAUUUCAAGGGGUUGUAAACCGAAUGUUGUUACGUUUAAUACGGUGUUACAUGCCUUGUGUAAGGAGGGAAACAUGGUGCAAGCGAGAAAGCUCUUUGAUGGAAUUCAUGAUAUGGGUGUCUAUCCAGAUGUCACAAUGUUUAACACCUUGAUGGAUGGGUAUAUUAAGGCAAGGGACACUGCUCAAGCAAACAUGCUUUAUGAAGAAAUGAGGAAUAAAGGUGUAUCUCCUGAUGGGAUAACCUUUAAUAUUUUGGUCGCAGGUCAUUACAGGUUUGGAAGGGAAGAGGAUGGUGAUAGGUUGUUAAGGGAUGUAUCUAUAUCGGGAUUGUUCCCGGAUUCUUCACUCUAUGAUAUUUCAGUUGCAGGGCUGUGUUGGGCAGGUCGGUUUGACGAGGCCAUGGAGUUUUUAGAAAAUAUGCUUGAGAAAGGAAUUCCUCCUAGUGUGGUUGCUUUUAACUCAAUUAUUGCAGCUUAUAGUAGGGCUGGUUUAGAAGCAAAGGCCUAUGAGGUGUAUAGAAUUCUGGUUAGAUUUGGUUUAACUCCUUCAUCUUCCACAUGUAGUUCUUUGCUUAUGGGUUUAUCCCAAAAGGGGAGCCUGCAAGAAGCCAGAGAACUAUUGUAUAAUAUGAUAGAGAAUGGUUUUCCCAUCAAUAAAGUGGCAUACACGGUGCUUUUGGAUGGAUAUUCCAAGAUAGGGGAUCUGGAAGGGGCUCAAAAUCUGUGGAAUGAGAUGGCACUGAGAGGGGUAUCUCCUGAUGCUGUUGCCUAUUCAGCCUUUAUAGAUGGACUUUCAAAAGCAGGUCUGGUGGAGGAGGCAUAUGAUUUGUUUUUAGAAAUGUCAAGAAAAGGCUUUGUGCCAAAUAAUUUUGCAUAUAAUUCUUUGAUUGGUGGGUUUUGUAACCAUGGGAAACUGAGUGAAGCAUUGAAAUUGGAAAGAGAGAUGAGGCAAAAGGGACUCCUUCCAGAUAUGUUUACCACCAAUAUGAUCCUUAAUGGAUUUUGUAAACAGGGUAGAAUGAAGGCAGCAAUUGAUCUCUUUAUGGACAUGCAGCGGACUGGGUUGAGCCCUGAUAUUGUCACAUAUAACACUUUGAUUGGUGGUUGUUGUAAAGCAUUUGACAUGGUUACUGCAGAUGAGUUUGUGAAUAAAAUGUAUGCCAGUGGUUGGGACCCAGAUAUUACAACUUACAAUAUUCGCAUUCAUGGUUUCUGCAGCAGUCGAAAAAUGAAUCGAGCUGUGAUGAUGUUGGAUGAACUUGUUUCAGCAGGUAUUGUUCCAAAUACAGUAACAUAUAACACUAUCCUUAAUGGUGUUUGUAGUGAUAUACUGGAACGAGCCAUGAUUUUAACUGCAAAAUUGCUAAAGAUGGCUUUUGUUCCGAAUGUAGUUACAACCAAUGUGGUGUUGUCUCAGUUUUGCAAGCAGGGGAUGCCUGAGAGGGCCUUAAUGUGGUGUCAGAAGUUGAGUGAGAUCUCCUUUGAUUUUGAUGAAAUUACAUAUAGAAUAAUGGACAGAGCCUACCGUGAUAUAGAAGAAGAUGCUGAACUUUUUAGAGGAGAAUCUGCAAAGAGCCUUUUUCUGGACUUCCUCAUGUACAUUACAUAUGAUUUUAUGUAUAGAAAUAGACCUCAAAGAGAACCAAAUCAGAAUACCCUUGAAUCAAUUGAAAGUGCUUUUGGUGGAUCCUGAAAGUUGACUGAAAAGAUAGCAGUUCAAUUCUUGAGAACAGAAUCUCAUUUGAUAAGUCUAAUUUGGUCCGAUUUGAAUGGGAAAAAAGAGGGCUCUAUCAGCGUGGAACCAUAAAUGAAUUAUAAUGUCUUAGCUAGGUCCUUGGAGCUGAUAAAUGGUGAUGGGCUUGAGUUUAUUCUUUAUCAAGUGUUGCUGACUUUCCAGCAAUGAAUGUUACUGCAGAAUUAUUCCUUUCAGGUAACAUGAUGUGGUGCAGGUUGGCAGAGUUGUGUGCACGGUUAAUCUCCGGAGACAAGAAUGAGCGAAUCUAGUUUCGAGAGCAUGCCUUAGUAUAAUAGGGGGCGUUGCAUUUAUAAGUGAAGGCAAGCGCAACUAUCUAUUUCAUAUCCUCCCUGUCAGCAAGGCAGGUCCGCUAUAAAACCUACCGGUCAUAAAGUCCUCAAGAACGGGAAAGCCGACCAAAAGACUAUUCCAUAACCAACUCUUGUUGCCGAAUCAAGGGGGCUUGGCUUGUACCAGGCUCUAAAAGAGUUUUCUUCAAGCGAGCAGUCUUUCUAUCUUUUGGGUUGCAUGUCCAAGGCAAUGUUUUUUGUAGAUUGAGAUGAAUUGAUCUUUGCUAUCGUGCCUCUUCCUUGAACCAGUUGAUGCUGCGGCAGUGCCUAAUAGAAGUCAACUCUUACACCUUAUAUUGGGAUGGAGAUGAAGAGCCUCUCAGCCUUGGCUUAGGUGGUACAAGUGCGGAGUUUGGUCAGGUUAGGUUAAGCCUUGGUUGAACUUUUGCCAGGCAAAUACAGCGACAGGGGUUGUAGUCUUAUCAUCAAGAUAUGCUCAACUCUUAUACCUUAUAUUGGGGUGGAGAUGAAGAGCCUCUCAGCCUUGGCUUAGGUGGUACAAGUGUGGAGUUGGUCAGGUUAGGUUAAGCCUUAGUUGAACUUUUGCCAGGCAAAUACAGUGACGGGGAUGGAGAUGGAGGUUGCGUACACUAGAAGUCAAAAGUGAAAUUUUCUCAAUCCCAAUUUUCAUGUCUUUUGGUGGAUAAUAUAGAUAGAAAUAUAAUCACUUUGAAUUAUAAACACUUGUGUGUCGACUUUUUCAACAAGAAAAUAAAUGAUAAUUUUUCUUAUUA
Messenger RNA from Quercus lobata, 3981 nucleotides. Its product is annotated as pentatricopeptide repeat-containing protein At1g09900-like. Gene Ontology annotation, molecular function: protein binding. The record is from RefSeq and is a predicted model, not a curated record. The transcript is spliced from 5 exons. NCBI's taxonomy places the organism in Eukaryota, Viridiplantae, Streptophyta, Magnoliopsida, Fagales, Fagaceae. Bases 168 to 2855 code for a protein of 895 amino acids.